Pygocentrus nattereri (red-bellied piranha) is the source of this 1574-nucleotide messenger RNA. Its product is annotated as cytochrome P450 2G1-like. Gene Ontology annotation, molecular function: oxidoreductase activity, acting on paired donors, with incorporation or reduction of molecular oxygen, reduced flavin or flavoprotein as one donor, and incorporation of one atom of oxygen; heme binding; iron ion binding. Gene Ontology annotation, cellular component: intracellular membrane-bounded organelle; cytoplasm. Gene Ontology annotation, biological process: xenobiotic metabolic process. Lineage: Eukaryota; Metazoa; Chordata; Actinopteri; Characiformes; Serrasalmidae. The record is from RefSeq and is a predicted model, not a curated record. Bases 134 to 1507 code for a protein of 457 amino acids. The transcript is spliced from 9 exons.
CUCCUACUUAACAGGCUCGCGGCUGCGAAUCUAGUCUUGUAAACAAAGGCUGUCAGAAAGCAGAGAAGCAGAAAAAAACAUGACAAAGUGAAUAUGAAGUUUGUGCAGUGAAUAAUCUGUCUAGAGAAUAAUUAUGGAUAUCUUUAACACAUUGUUCUUGGCAGGCUUGGUGGUGGUUCUGCUUGUGGUAGUCAGAUGGAAAAGUAAAAUGCGCAGACUUCCUCUACCCCCAGGACCACUAGCUCUGCCUCUGCUUGGCAAUCUUGUCAUUCUGAACAAGCGUGCACCCUUUAAAAGCUUCCUCAAGUGGAGCAAGACCUAUGGUCCAGUGAUGACGGUGUACCUUGGGCCCCAGAGAGUGGUGGUACUGGUGGGCUAUGAUGCAGUAAAGGAGGCCCUGGUAGACCAGGCAGAUGACUUUGUAGGCAGAGCCUCAAUUGCUUUUAUGCACCGAGUUAUGAGAGGCUACGGUCUAGUCAUCAGUAAUGGAGAUCGUUGGCGUCAGCUGAGGCGUUUCACGCUCACUACGCUGAGAGAUUUCGGGAUGGGGCGCAGGAAGAUUGAGCACUGGAUUCAGGAGGAGAGUGAACACCUGCGUAACAGCCUCAAAGUAACCAAAUCUGCUCCAUUUGACCCCACGUUCUACCUGAGUCGAGCUGUAUCCAACGUGAUCUGUGCAUUGGUGUUUGGUCAGCGUUUCAGCUAUGAAGACAACAACUUACUCCGCCUUUUCCAGGUCAUCACUGCAAUAUUGCGCUUUGGCAGCAGCCCAUGGGGACAGGCAUACAAUGUGUUCCCCUGGCUCAUGGAACACCUGCCUGGCCGUCACCAGACCCUCUUUAGUGAAGUGGAAGAACUUAAGGUCUUCAUUGUGGAAAAAAUAAGAACACAUGAGGAGAGUCUGGACCCAGAUAACCCACGAGACUUUAUCGAUUGCUUCCUCAUCAGGCUGAACCAGGAAAAGGACAGUCCAGAGACAGAGUUCCACUAUGAUAACAUGGUGUCAACUGUCCUCAAUCUGUUCGUGGCUGGGACCGAGACCACCAGCACUACUAUCAGAUAUGCUCUGAUGCUGCUUAUAAAGUACACACAUAUACAGGAGCAAAUGCAGAAGGAGAUCGACACUGUGAUCGGUAAGAGGAACCCUUUAAUGCAAGACAGAAAGGCCCUCCCCUUCACAGGGUACGGUGAUAAUUCCCCUGCACAGCACUCUGUUCUGAAGGAUGAGGGAAUGUGGGACAGCCCCUGGACUUUCAACCCAAACAACUUCCUGGAUGCAAAGGGCAAAUUCAGAAACAAUCCUGCCUUCUUACCUUUCUCCGCAGGUAAGAGGUCGUGUGUGGGCGAGUCUCUGGCUCGUAUGGAGCUGUUUAUGUUCAUCGUGUCUCUGAUGCAGCAUUUCACCCUUAGUAGUCCAGGUGGGCCAGACAACAUUGAUCCCACCCCCGAACUAAGCAGCUUUGGCAACCUGCCCCGCAUGUACCAGCUCAUCGCCACCCCCCGCUGAACUGCCGAAGUACUGCAGGAUAAAGGUGUUCAACAAAGCAAAACAAUAAAAAACCAGAGGAACCUAA